UGAGAGCCUGCUUGCGUGUCUUUGCUGCUGUUCGUUCGGGGAGGCUGAGCUCCGCUGGUACCGAAGCCUAGCCACGACGAGAGUCCGAGGAGGGCCUCGCAAACCCGAGCCUCUGCAGAGUAAGAGGAUGGCCUACUUCUCCUGCGAGGACGAGGCCAUGCUGCAGGCGAUGCUGAGGCAGUUGUUCCAGAGCGUGAAGGAGAAAAUCACGGGCGCGCCCUCCCCGGAGUGCGCCCAGAAAAUCCUCUUACGUCUGGAGGAAACUGAUGAAAAUUUUCACAACUAUGAAUUUGUGAAAUACCUUAGACAGCACAUAUGCAACACUUUGGGAUCUAUUAUUGAAGAAGAAAUGGAAAAAUGCAUAUCUGAUCAGAAUCAGAGUGAGGAAUCWGGCUAUGACACUCUUGUACAGCAUGUUGCUAGAAAAAUUCACUACUCUAAAGAGUAUAAAGAAAUCAUGUGUUCCCUGAAUAAUGUUAUGAUGGUAGUGGUGGAGUCUAUGAUUAACAAGUUUGAAGAAGAUGAAAUACGAAGUCAGGAGAGGCAGAAAAAAGUCCAAGUGGAGAAGAGCAGUAGUUACUGCACAGAUAAUUGUUCUGAUAGUGAUUCAUCAUUCAAUCAGAGUUACAAAUUUUGUCAAGGAAAAUUACAAUUGAUUUUAGACCAGCUGGAUCCUGGGCAACCCAAAGAGGUGAAAUAUGAUGCCUUACAAACAUUAUGUUCAGCUCCUCCAUCUGAUGUCCUGAACUGUGAAAAUUGGACUACUCUCUGUGAAAAAUUGACAUUGUGUCUUUCAGAUCCUGAUCCUGUGUUUAGUGACCGGAUUUUAAAAUUCUAUACACAGACAUUUACACUUUCACCGUUGUAUAUGACCAAGGAAAUUUAUACAAACUUAGCAAAAUAUUUGGAGUUAUAUUUUCUUUCUAGAGAAAAUCAUAUUCCUACUCUUUCAACUGGUGUAGAUAUAACUAAUUAUAAUGUGAUCUGCUUACUCAAAAAGGUUCGACUUCUAAAUGAGUAUCAGAAGGAGGUUCCAUCUUUCUGGAUUCGUCAUCCAGAGAAGUAUAUGGAAGAAAUUGUGGAGAGUACUUUGUCCUUGUUGUCAGUUAAACAUGAUCAAAGUCAUCUUGUAUCACAAAAGAUUUUGGAUCCAAUCUACUUUUUUGCAUUAGUUGAUACUAAGGCUGUGUGGUUCAAAAAGUGGAUGCAUGCAUAUUAUAGCAGAGAUGUGGUACUGAGGCUUCUUGAAAAGAAAUAUAAGUCUUUGAUAACCACAGCAGUUCAGCAGUGUGUUCAGUACUUGGAAUUAUGUGAGACCAUGAAAACUGAUGAAAUUUUGGAACAUUCAAAGCAUUGUGGGAACAAACAGAAAAUUGUCUACUACUCAGGACAAGAAUUACAAUAUAUUUAUUUCAUUCACUCAUUAUGCAUUUUAGGAAGAUUAUUGAUCUAUAAACAAGGCAGAAAACUCUUUCCCAUGAAGCUAGAGGAUAAAAAAGAUUCAGUAUCCCUUACAGAUCUGCUGGUUCUAUUUACCCAACUUAUCUAUUAUUCACCAAGUUGUCCAAAGAUGACAUCAUCUCCACACUCAGAGAAUUAUUCUCCUGCAAGUAUGGUGACUGAAGUUCUACGGAUACUCUGUGAUCAAAAAGAAUGUGCAAUUGAAUGCUUAUAUAACAAUACUGUGGUAGAGACACUUCUCCAGCCUGUUCAUAAUUUAAUGAAGGGAACUGAGACGGCUCCAAAUUGUUCUGAAACAGCUUUAAUUCAUAUAGCUGAUAUCUUGGCCAGAAUUGCUGCUGUAGAAGAAGGACUUAUUUUACUUCUUUAUGGAGAAAACAUGAAUUGUUCUGAGGAAGAAAGUCUUACAGGUGCUCAUAUAAUUGCCCAGUUUUCGAAGAAACUUCUUGAUGAGGAUAUUUCUAUUUUUUCUGGAUCAGAAUUGUUACCUGUGGUAAAAGGAGCUUUUAUUUCUGUAUGUCGUCAAAUAUAUGGUACAUGUGAAGGCUUACAGGUGUUACUGCCUUAUAGUUUGCAUGAAUCUAUAGCGAAAGCAUGGAAGAAGACAAGUUUGAUGUCAGAAAGAGUUCCUACUCCAGUAGAGGGUUCUGAUUCUGUUUCUUCAGUAAGCCAGGAAUCCCAAAACAUUAUGGCUUGGGAAGAUAAUUUGUUAGAUGAUUUAUUAAAUUUUGCUGCCACUCCCAAAGGAUUACUACUUCUUCAAAGAACAGGUGCCAUCAAUGAAUGUGUGAUAUUUAUGUUCAACGGAUAUGCAAAAAAACUACAGAUAAGWAGGCAGAAAAAGUUUGGCUAUGGAGUUUUGGUUACACAAGUGGCAUCAACAGCAGCAGGUGCAGUAGCACUACAAAAUUCAGGGUUUAUUAGUGCACUUAUAACUGAAUUAUGGUCCACUCUGGAAUGUGGAAGUGAUGAUGUUAGGGUAACCCAUCCCAGAUCUACGCCAGUGGAUCCUAUUGACCGAAGCUGUCAAAAGUCUUUCCUAGCACUGGUAAACUUGUUAUCCUAUCCUGCUGUAUAUGAGCUCAUAGGCAAUCAAGAGCUUCCCAACAAAGUGGAAUAUUCUCUUCGUGAAGUCCCAACAUGUGUAAUUGAUAUAAUUGAUAGACUUAUCAUUUUGAAUUCUGAAGCUAAGAUUCGUUCAUUAUUCAACUAUGAACAAUCACAUAUCUUUGGUCUCAGGUUAUUAAGUGUGGUAUGCUGUGAUCUGGACACUCUUCUCCUGUUAGAGGCUCAGUAUCAAGUAUCCAGAAUGUUACUACAUGCUCAAGAAGAAAAUAUCUUAGAGAUUUCCGAGAACCACAGAGGCUUUAUAAUUGAUGGCUUAUCAGUAGAAAGAAACCAUAUUCUUGUAAGAAUAAAUCUUGUUGGUGGGUCAUCGGAACGGAUUUUGCCUCCAAGGAUACUGGAGAAGGGAGAUGAUCCAUAUCCUUGGCCAAUGUUUUCAUCAUACCCUUUGCCACCCUGCUAUCUGCCAGAAGUUACAAGAAAUGCUGAUAUAAAACAAGACAAUGAUCUUGGCAAGCUAUUAUUACUCUUCAAAAUGUCUGAUGAACAAACUGAGUGGAUAGAAAAUUGCCAAAAACAAUUUUGCAAAAUGAUGAAGGCCAAACCUGAUGUAAUCAGUGGAAGUGCUUUAGUAGAAUUACUUGAAACUUUUGUGCUUCAUCUCACUGAAAAUCCAUCUGAAUGUUACUUCCCCUCAGUGGAAUAUACAGCUACUGAUGCAAAUGUGAAGAAUGAAAGUCUUUCAUCUGUGCAGCAGCUUGGUAUUACAAUGACUGUCAGGUAUGGUAAGUUCCUCAACUUAUUAAAAGAUGGUGCAGAAAAUGAUCUUGCCUUGGUUUUAAAGCACUGUGAGAGAUUCCUGAAACAGCAGCAAGCUCCUGUAAAAUCUUCUCUUCUCUGCCUGCAAGGCAAUUAUGCUGGCCAUGAUUGGUUUGUAUCUUCUCUGUUCAUGAUAAUGUUGGGGGAUAAAGAGAAAACAUUACAGUUUCUUCAGCAGUUCUCCAAGCUUCUGACCUCUGCUUUCCUUUGGUUGCCAAGACUACAUAUUUCUAAGUAUCUACCUAUUGACACCAUAGAAUCUGGCAUCCAUCCAAUAUAUUUUUGCAGCACUCACUAUGUUGAAAUGUUACUGAAGGCUGAGGUGCCCCUGGUGUGUUCAGCUUUUCACAUGUCUGGUUUUGCACCAUCACAGAUUUGCCUGCAAUGGAUAAACCAGUGUUUUUGGAAUUAUUUAGAUUGGAUAGAAAUAUGCCACUACAUUGCUACCUGUAUUUUCCUUGGUCCUGAUUAUCAAGUGUAUAUCUGUAUUGCUAUAUUUAAACAUCUACAACAAGACAUUCUACAGCACACUCAGACUCAAGAUCUGCAAAUUUUCCUAAAAGAAGAAGCACUGCAUGGGUUUCGAGUGAGUGAUUAUUUUGAAUACAUGGAAAAUUUGGAGCAAAACUACAGACCAGUUGUGCUGAGAAACAUGCAAAACAUUAAAGUGCAGAGCACAUAGAUCAUGAUAUGCACUGUAUAAUUUUAUGUUUUGUUCAUGUUUUAAAGGAAACAAGGGGACUUGACUGUUUGCUGUCUGUAUCUGUACCAGCGUAUGCUCUGUGAAUACACACAUUGUAAAU
Molecule: messenger RNA, 4148 nt
Organism: Urocitellus parryii (Arctic ground squirrel)
Lineage: Eukaryota; Metazoa; Chordata; Mammalia; Rodentia; Sciuridae
Gene: Tbc1d32
Product: TBC1 domain family member 32
Biological process (GO): non-motile cilium assembly
Source: RefSeq, a predicted model, not a curated record